This is a messenger RNA of Plasmodium relictum, 786 nucleotides long. Its product is annotated as conserved Plasmodium protein, unknown function. The record is from RefSeq and is a predicted model, not a curated record. Bases 1 to 786 code for a protein of 261 amino acids. The transcript has 4 exons. Lineage: Eukaryota; Apicomplexa; Aconoidasida; Haemosporida; Plasmodiidae.
AUGAUUAAAAAAAUGGAAAACACUGAUAUGAUAAGUAAAUUCAAUAAAGAAAAGUAUGAAGAAAUUAUUGAAAGUUUAAGAAAUAAAGACUUAAGUAAAAAUGUUUUUGAAACUUUGCAAAACUUCUUUUUGGAGGAAAAAGAGAAUAACAAAAAGAAUUAUGAAGAAUUAAAUCAUCUUAUAGAUAAAAUAAAAACUGAUUUUGAUGAUAAAAUUAAUUCUCUCAAAGAUAAUACUCACGAAAAUUUUGAAGAGUUGAAAUAUUAUUUGGAUGAAUUGAAUAAAAACAAUAAAAAUAAUACUUUAGACAGUAAUUCUUUUAAAGAUGAUAUUGAUUUUAUAAAAGAUGAUUUACUAAACUUAAAAAAACAAAAAGAGGAAAAUAUAAAUCUUAUAAAAUCGAGCACAAGAACUUAUUUUGAUAAAAUAAAAAGUAUUUUAAAUGUCAUGAAUAUAAAUAUUGAAAAUAUAAAAGAAGAAAUCAGUAAAUACAAAGAAAAUAAUGAAAUUGAAAAUAAAAAAAAAUAUAUUGAAAUUCUUCAGUUAAUAAAUGAUGAAAACGAAGCAUUAAACAAAAAAAGGGAAGAAUCUGUCAAUUUUAUAAAUAAUGAAGUAAAUCAAGUUAAAGAAUAUAUUAGUGACUUUAAGGAACAUUUAGAAAAGCAAAUAAAAAGUAUAGAAUACAAAAUAGAAAUAAAUAAAAGGGAAAUAGAUGAAAAAAUAAAUACUAUAUCAAAAAAUCAAAAGAAAUUUUUAGAUGAUUUUUAUCCCUCUUACAAAAGUUAA